AUGGACCCAACGCUUGGUACUAUCGUCACUGUACCGCAAGGGCGCGGCGUUGUCAGAUUCGUCGGUCCAACAUCCUUUCAAAUCGGCAAAUGGGUUGGCGUCGAGCUCGAUGAGCCCAACGGCAAGAAUGACGGCUCAGUCCAAGGCGUCCAAUAUUUCACCUGCAAGCCAGGACACGGUGUAUUCCUGCGACAGAGUCAGAUCAAAGCAACACAUGGCUCUGAACUCGAUAUACCCCCACCGUCGCCAUCAAUACAAGGGCCACCGACGCCAAGAUUGGCGACAGCACCACGUCCUGGUCACAAAAGGACCGGGUCAGGCAUACUGCGGUCAAGUUCGAUACGAAGCCAGCCUUCGCGACAGGAUUCGCUGUCGAGCAGCAAUGUCUCGACGCGCUCUUCGAGUCCAGCCAAACCUUCUGCAAUCCAGACGUUGUCAUUAUCGGCUAGCCGAAGCUUGCGACAGCCUCCACCAGCGUCUCCGACGAAGAGGACGGCGAUGGGCCCGCCACCGACACCUCAGCUGCCGUCAGGACCGCGCAAGUCCCUACUCUUCCGCCAGGUCUCCGCAGAAACUCCUGCACCACCGACAAACAGGAGAGUAUCCAGCUCUUCUAUGCAAGCAGGUUUGGCUCAAUCCCAGAAACGGCCAUCAUCACCUCUGGCCCAGCCUCCCGAUGUCCCAUCCCCUCUAUCAAUAUCAGCCCAACUCUCCGAACCUUCAUCGGCCGCUCCUCAACCACCCACACAACCGUCGUCACCGGUCCAAAGGCCGCAAGAUGCGGAAGAGAUCCAGGAACUCCGCGCCAAAAUCCGCGUGCUAGAAGCUAGACGCGCUGAUGACGCCCGACACGUCCGCGAGCUAGAGACUAGACUAAGUGACGCUGAGUCCUUCGUCGCUCUCCGCCCUAAACUUCAAGCUAAACUCAAUUCUCAACAAACUGAGCUCAUCGCUACCAAACGGGAUCUCGCAGAUGCGAAGCAACUUGCUGAAUUGGCGGAGAACAGGAUAGCAGACGCUCACGAGCAGUUGGAAAUGGCUAUGUUGGAUAAGGAGGUCGCGGAGGAGAGGGCGGAGUUGGCAGAAGCCGAGCUGGAGGAGCUGAAGGAGAAAUUGGCCGUUUUGGAUGUCGAGAACAAGGUGCUUAAAGGGGAGGCUGAGGGCUCUGCGGAUACGCCUGCUCGAGAUUCGCUAGCUUUCAUGCAGCUAGAGAAGCAGAACGAGAGGUUGAAGGAGGCUUUGAUUCGGCUUCGAGACGUUUCUCAAGAAACCGAUCAGGAGCAACGACGAAGGAUCGCCGAGAUGGAGAAGGACGUCGCCACCCUAGACGAACUUCAAGGACAAUACGAGGAAACACUGAUCAAACUGUCCAACGCCGAAUCCGAAAUUGAGAGCUUGAAGCUUCAGAUCGAUGACGCCCUUGGUGCCGAAGAUCUUCUCGUACAGCUCACCGAGCGCAACCUUGAGCUGGGAGAGAAAAUCGAAGAAAUGCGGAUCACCAUAGAAGACCUCGAAGCUCUCAAGGAGCUUAAUGACGAGCUCGAGGAGAAUCAUAUUGAGACCGAGAAGCAACUUCAUGAGGACAUCGAGGCAAGGGACAUGCAGCUCCACGAGAGCGCACGCAAGAUCGCCGCCUUGGAAGAGUCCUGCCAAGACUAUGAAGCGACCAUCACCAAAUUCAGGGAACUGGUCCUUCAACUGCAGUCUGAACUCGAGCAGCUUCGCGCUCAAACACAGACCGCCCAAAGUGAAUCUGCUACGGCAGCCUCUCAAACCGCUGCGAUCAUGUCUCUCAAUCUCAAGCUCCAAUCCACUGCUUCCAAGAACCAAGCCAGGAAUGUCGAGUUCGAGAUCAAGAGCCAGGAGGCGAGAGAGGCUCGGGAAUUGCUGAACAUUGUUCAGCCCUACCUUCCUCAAAUCUACGUGGAGAGCGACAUGGAUGCUACGAACUGCUACCUCUUCUUCCAGCGUCUUGGUUGCAAAGCCGAUUUGAUCAAUAACAUCGUCGCUCAAGCGCAGAAUCUCCCCGAGGCUCUCAAUGGAUCGGUGACGGAAGCUCUCGUCGGCGUUUGCGAGAUGAGGAGUCGAAUCUCUGGCCUAUCGACACUAUGCAAACGCUUCGCUGCCAUCCUUCGCGGAAGCGAUGUUGAGACCUUCCUCAACAUUGGACGCAUCUAUCCUGAGAUCGCACCCCUGGAGAAGAGGAUCGAUAUGCAUAUCGACCUUCUUCGCCGUGACGAGUUUAGGGAUAUGGAAUGCGUCAGCGACGUCAUGAAGAUUCAAGCGCAGUUUGAUCACCUGGCGGAGACGUACUUCAGUGGCUUUGACCACGAUCUUGUGGAGAGGGAAUUGGGCUAUGUCCUUGCCCUUGAUCAUGACUUGGACAUGUGUGCGGCGUCCUUGAGCUUGACCAAGACGUCGAUUAGGACUAUCAUCCAGGACGAAGAUUCGGUUUUGGAUAUGGGUGGCUACGACAUUGAGGAAGCCCUGUUCGAGCACUUGCAAAAGUUGCUCGACCAGUUCAAGAGUGCCAAACAUAUGUCAAAGAAACUUAUCAAGCGCCUGGAGAGCCUGCAGCAUGAUUCGAUGGCCGUCAAGGCUCAUCUGCUUCCUCAGAUGAAGGGACUUACGGACCACGUUGCCGAGCUAGUCAACUUUGGUAUCUCACUCGCACAAUCAGUCAUGCCACACCUCGGCGACGUCCGCUCUGCCAAAGGACCCUUCCAGCUCAGCACUAUCCUCAACCUUGUCAAGCAGACUGCUACUUCCACAGUGGCCAAGGAUCUCAAGCCCGGUGCCUCGGUUUGGGAAGCUAUCUCUAGCAACAUUGGGCAGUUGAUGGAGGAGGGUAAUAAGCUCCUUCCUUUGAUUCUCGAGCAGGAGAACGUUCAGAAAGUCAUCAGGACGCCUCCCUGGAUCACUCGGGUCACCGAGAUCAAGAACGCUCUCGCCGUGAACGUCGAAGCCGAACGGAAGGUCGCGCAACUCAAUGAAGAGAUGCAAGGUCUCGCUCGUAGUAUCAAGACGAAGGACCAAGUGAUCCAAGAGUCUGCUGUCAAGAUCGAGCUCAUGGAACGCCGGAUGGAAGCUGCCAAGAAACAGGCGGAUGCCAUAACGGAUUUGGAAAACGAGUUAGCCAAGAUCAAGAAGCAGGAGCGCGCGUAUGAAGAGGCGAUUGAGCAGUUACAGUCGGAUUUGGAUGUUGCUGAGCAGGAGAAUGCAAAGUUGAAGACUGCGUUGGCUGGGCAGGAGAAGCAACCGAAUGGUCCUCAGCCCGCCGAUCAACAAGACGCUGUGGCCAUCGAGGGCAACUACGAAACCUCUUACUUGUUGGAACAGAUCGAGGCUCUUCGUGGAACCAUUCGUUAUCUCCGCAACGAGAACAACUUCCUCAAGGGACAAGACCUGCUCCGCGAAAUCGAAGCUCUCACUCCUAUCCCUGCACCUGCACCAAGGCCACCAACCCCUCCCCUAGUUCCUUCCGGAAACUCUGACACCGAAGAAUCCGAUCUCGAGGAACCACCGCGACCUCCCACCCUCAGGUCUCUUGCAACCGAAACCAAACUCCUGUACCGAGACGUCAUCAAGUUCUCUUCGUCUCCCCGCGUCGUCGACCUCUCUGAGCUCAAUGCGAAGAGGGCAGAAGCCAAGUCGACCAAAGUGUGGUUGCCGAGGAAGAAGAACCCCACGCAGCAAUUGUUGGAGAGGAAGAUGGAGGCGGAGAGGUUGAGCAGGCGGGUUCAUGGACUUGUGGAGCGUGCUAACUUAUUGGCUGCUAUUUAG
Messenger RNA from Coprinopsis cinerea okayama7#130, 3783 nucleotides. Its product is annotated as dynactin. Lineage: Eukaryota; Fungi; Basidiomycota; Agaricomycetes; Agaricales; Psathyrellaceae. Gene Ontology annotation, molecular function: microtubule plus-end binding. The transcript is spliced from 16 exons. Gene Ontology annotation, biological process: cytoplasmic microtubule organization. The record is from RefSeq and is a predicted model, not a curated record. Gene Ontology annotation, cellular component: nucleus; cytoplasm; microtubule plus-end. Bases 1 to 3783 code for a protein of 1260 amino acids.